UUAUGAAGAUGGGGAGAUUAGUGGCCAUCAGAAAGAUUGGAUUUCGUCUGACUAGAUUGCAGAGAAACAUGGCUACAGCAGAGGCAGUUAUUCAAGAGAAAAAAUUCAAAGAAGUGGAGAUCGAGGUACCGUGGGGUAAAAUUGCAGGUAAACAUUGGGGUCCACCAGAUGUUGAACCCAUAGUAGCUCUUCACGGAUGGCAGGACAACGCCGGCUCCUUCGAUAACCUCAUCAAAUAUUUACCAAAUAACCUGAGUAUUCUAGCAGUUGAUGCACCAGGUCACGGAUACUCUAGUUGGUUACCAAAAGGGACUAUGUAUACCCCAUUAAUGUACAUCCAAGUGAUUCAACGGGUGAAACAACACUACAAGAUGGAUAAAAUCGGACUGAUCGCACACUCAAUGGGGGCGAUGUGGUGUUUCAGUUACGCCGUCUUUGCACCUCAAGAUAUUAAAUUCGUAAUUGCCUUGGAUUAUUUCAAGUUCCCGGAGUUGCCACCAGAAAAAUUCCUAUCCUACUUUUUCGAAGAUUGGAACAGAUUUUUUCGCCUCGACCAACUGACAAACCCACCCCCAAGACACUCAGAAGCAGAAGCAAUUAGUCGGUACAUCAAGGCAACCAAUAAUUCUCUGGAUGAGGAGAUGUGCAGAAUAUUGUUCGAGAGAGGCACAACAAAACAUCCGGAUGGAACAGUGUCAUUCAAUCGAGACCCGUACGUUCAAUGUGUCUUUGACCCUGGACUCAAUAAUGAACAGAUGGUAGCCAUGGCAAAGCGUCUAACGUGUCCCUACUACGUCAUCAAAGGCGAAAGUUCGCGUUACAAGGAGAAAAAAGAAUUGUAUUUCGAAGUCCUCAAAGUCCUGGAAACUACAUCCUCCGAUUUCAUGUUCCGUACUGUUCCUGGCACGCAUCAUUUCCACAUGAAAAAUACGAGUCAUUUAGCCGAUUUAAUCAAUCCUUUUAUCCAACAACAUAUAUAAUUGAUGAUCAAAGCACAAACUCUGCGAAUGCUGCAGCCCAGACCUAUAUGUUUUUUGAAAAUUAUAUUUUAAUAAAAUUGAGGAGUGAAAUAAAUCAGAAAAUAAUAUAA
Fopius arisanus is the source of this 1090-nucleotide messenger RNA. RefSeq names its product probable serine hydrolase. The record is from RefSeq and is a predicted model, not a curated record. Bases 3 to 980 code for a protein of 325 amino acids. Lineage: Eukaryota; Metazoa; Arthropoda; Insecta; Hymenoptera; Braconidae. The transcript has 2 exons.